GCAUAAAUGGAGAAGAUUUAUUACGUCAAACAAUUUACGGAUUAUCUGGAUUGGCGUCAACGACAGAUAACGCAUCUAGUGUCUCUAUUCAAAUUUUAGAGAGUACAUUUAACCAACCGGGGGCUAGUUACUAUGUGUUAAUGGAUAAUAAUUUUGUGAAAAAUAAGCAACUUGAUGAGCCGAUUCGUGGGAUUGAGAAGAACGAGUAUCGGUUAUACAGUGAUAAUUACGCCGACAGUUAUUCAGAUGGAACAACCUGUCUACUUCGAUUAACUCGCGAAGGUUCUGACUACUUUAAAAGUUUAUCAAACAAUGAGAUAAAUUCACUAUUCACAGAAAUCAGCAAUGAAUUAUCCCGAAUCACGCCAAUUGAAGCAAAUCGUCUCAGCACCUCAAACCGCUGGCAGAAUGACGCUAAGACACAACAAGUUCUCAUGGAAUUUAAGGUUGAAGCAUCCAAAAAUUCAAAAAUUAAUACCAAGCAUAUAAUUACAGAUGUUGAUAAUUUGGUGCGAUUUAAAGCUUAUACACCGAUAUCAUUAUCAAAUUCUACUUAUUUGCUUGAUGAGACUUAUGGAUUUAUACCUGCAACAAAUUUAUGGGAAAAGUACAAAUAUCAACUUGUUUAUGUGUGUGGUGGAAUAGUACUUGUAUGCGCGGCAUUUUUGGUUGCUCGUUUUCUGUAUCCAGGAGGAAAUAAUUCGAUUAUUUUUCAAUUCACAUUGAUUCUUGUGGAUUUCACACUUGAUAUGCUUUUUAUCGUAAACAACGGGCAAGACGUUCAAGGUCUAUUUUAUCCAAGUAUUCUCAUCCUUUGCCUCUCAGUGACAUUCAAUGGAAUCUUAGCAUUCCUAACAAUACUCCGAGAAACCGCGCAAAACUAUGAAUUUUCAAAAUGGUUAAAUACGAAUACGCGUAUUACUACAAUUGUCACUAUUGUCAGUGGAGCUGAUAUCGAUGCAUUGAGAAUAAUCGGGUCACAAUUCGCUGGACUGAAGAUUUUUAGUGCCCCGUUUUCGAUAAAAGCUACUGGGUGGAUUUUUGCAGGGAGUUUUAUUACAUUGUUUAUUGAAGAUAUUCCACAAUUUAUUAUACAAGUCAUAUACAAAAAAAAUACAAUCGUAUACGACAUCAUUCCCUUUCUAACACUUGUAACAUCCUCGAUAAUCCUCAUCAACAAUCUCAUAUUUCGAACAUACCACGCAUUCCAGUACCGUGAUCUGUACCGCGAUAUAUUUGCAUCACAAAAUCUUCGCGAAGAAGAUAUAACCGGGAUUUACAAUACUCCUGUUUCUACAGCAAAAGAACCUUUACAUAUCGGAUCAGCGCCCGGAUCUGGUUUAGGUAGUCCCAAAGUAACCUCUUUUGAGAGUGUUCGUGGAGCUGGUGGUGGUAAUGAUUUUAGUAGCUAA
Messenger RNA from Ambispora leptoticha, 1412 nucleotides. NCBI's taxonomy places the organism in Eukaryota, Fungi, Glomeromycota, Glomeromycetes, Archaeosporales, Ambisporaceae. The record is from the annotation of a GenBank genome assembly.